CGUGCGUCCUGGAGAGCGUGUUGCAAUCUGGUUCCUAAGGAGGAAGAGGAAGGCAGCCCUGGAGUGGUUUCUUUACAGUAAUUUCAACAGAAGAGUGAGAGAUGGAACCCGAAGAAGAAAGGAUUCGUUACAGCCAGAGAUUGCGUGGUACCAUGCGACGACGCUAUGAAGAUGAUGGCAUUUCAGAUGACGAAAUUGAAGGGAAAAGAACUUUUGACUUGGAAGAGAAACUUCACACCAACAAAUAUAAUGCAAAUUUUGUUACUUUUAUGGAGGGAAAAGAUUUUAAUGUAGAGUAUAUUCAGCGGGGUGGCUUAAGAGACCCUCUGAUUUUCAAGAAUUCGGAUGGACUUGGAAUAAAGAUGCCAGAUCCAGACUUCACUGUGAAUGAUGUCAAAAUGUGUGUGGGGAGUCGUCGCAUGGUGGACGUCAUGGAUGUGAACACACAGAAAGGCAUUGAAAUGACCAUGGCUCAGUGGACACGCUACUAUGAGACCCCAGAGGAGGAGCGAGAAAAACUCUAUAAUGUCAUCAGCCUGGAGUUCAGCCACACCAGGCUGGAGAAUAUGGUGCAGAGGCCCUCCACGGUGGAUUUCAUUGACUGGGUAGACAACAUGUGGCCGAGGCAUUUGAAGGAAAGUCAGACUGAAUCAACAAAUGCCAUCUUGGAGAUGCAGUACCCCAAAGUGCAGAAGUACUGUCUAAUGAGUGUUCGAGGCUGCUAUACUGACUUCCAUGUGGACUUUGGUGGUACCUCUGUUUGGUAUCACAUCCAUCAAGGGGGAAAGGUCUUCUGGCUCAUCCCCCCUACAGCCCACAACCUGGAGCUGUACGAGAAUUGGCUGCUGUCAGGGAAACAGGGAGACAUCUUUCUGGGUGACCGGGUAUCAGAUUGUCAGCGCAUUGAGCUCAAGCAGGGCUAUACCUUCGUCAUUCCCUCAGGCUGGAUUCAUGCUGUGUAUACUCCUACAGACACAUUAGUCUUUGGAGGCAAUUUUUUACAUAGCUUCAAUAUCCCCAUGCAGUUAAAAAUAUACAACAUUGAAGAUCGGACACGGGUUCCAAAUAAGUUCCGCUAUCCAUUCUACUAUGAGAUGUGUUGGUACGUGUUGGAGCGCUAUGUGUACUGCAUAACCAACCGCUCCCACCUAACUAAGGAAUUUCAAAAAGAGUCCCUCAGUAUGGAUUUGGAGUUAAAUGGGUUGGAAUCUGGAAAUGGGGAUGAGGAAGCAGUGGAUCGAGAGCCAAGGCGCCUGAGCAAUAGGCGUUCUGUCCUCACUAGCCCUGUAGCCAAUGGGGUCAACCUGGAUUAUGACGGACUGGGCAAAACCUGCCGAAGCCUUCCAAGUCUGAAGAAAAGCUUGUCAGGGGACUCAUCCUCUGACUCUAGCCGGGGUUCCCACAAUGGCCAAGUGUGGGAUCCCCAGUGUAGCCCCCGAAAGGAUAGGCAGGUGCAUCUGACCCAUUUUGAGCUUGAAGGCCUUCGCUGUCUUGUAGAUAAGUUGGAGUCUCUGCCACUGCACAAGAAAUGUGUCCCCACAGGGAUAGAGGAUGAAGAUGCUCUCAUUGCUGACGUAAAGAUUUUGCUGGAGGAGCUUGCCAACAGCGAUCCCAAGUUAGCCCUCACUGGAGUCCCUAUAGUACAGUGGCCAAAAAGGGAUAAGCUUAAAUUCCCCGCCCGGCCCAAGGUGCGGGUUCCUACCAUCCCCAUCACAAAGCCUCACACUAUGAAACCGGCUCCUCGAUUAACACCUGUGAGGCCGGCCGCUGCCUCCCCCAUCGUGUCAGGAGCCAGGCGGAGGCGAGUGCGCUGUCGAAAAUGCAAAGCCUGUGUGCAAGGAGAGUGUGGCGUGUGCCACUACUGCAGGGACAUGAAGAAGUUCGGGGGGCCUGGUCGCAUGAAGCAGUCCUGCGUCCUUCGGCAGUGCCUGGCACCCAGACUGCCUCACUCCGUCACAUGUUCCCUCUGCGGAGAGGUGGAUCAAAAUGAGGAAACACAGGACUUCGAGAAGAAACUCAUGGAAUGCUGUAUCUGCAACGAGAUUGUUCAUCCUGGCUGCCUCCAGAUGGACGGAGAGGGGCUGCUUAAUGAGGAAUUGCCAAAUUGCUGGGAGUGUCCAAAGUGCUACCAGGAGGACAGCUCGGAGAAAGCCCAGAAGCGGAAAAUGGAAGAGAGUGAUGAAGAAGCCGUGCAAGCCAAAGUCCUGCGGCCCCUGCGGAGCUGCGACGAGCCCCUCACGCCCCCGCCUCACUCACCCACUUCCAUGCUACAGCUCAUCCAUGACCCGGUUUCCCCUCGGGGUAUGGUGACUCGGUCAUCCCCUGGGGCUGGCCCCAGCGACCACCACAGUGCCAGCCGCGAUGAGCGCUUCAAACGGCGGCAGUUGCUGCGGCUACAGGCCACAGAGCGCACCAUGGUACGGGAAAAGGAGAACAAUCCCAGCGGCAAAAAGGAGCUGUCUGAAGUUGAGAAAGCCAAGAUCCGGGGAUCGUACCUCACUGUCACGCUGCAGAGGCCCACCAAAGAGCUCCACGGGACAUCCAUUGUGCCCAAGCUGCAGGCCAUCACGGCCUCCUCUGCCAACCUUCGCCAUUCCCCCCGCGUGCUAGUACAGCACUGCCCAGCCCGAACCCCCCAGCGUGGGGAUGAGGAGGGGCUGGGGGGAGAGGAGGAGGAAGAGGAGGAGGAGGAGGAGGAAGAUGACAGUGCAGAGGAGGGGGGUGCAGCCAGGCUGAAUGGCCGGGGCAGUUGGGCUCAGGAUGGAGACGAAAGCUGGAUGCAGCGGGAGGUCUGGAUGUCUGUCUUCCGCUACCUCAGCCGCAGAGAACUUUGUGAAUGUAUGCGAGUGUGCAAGACGUGGUAUAAAUGGUGCUGCGACAAGAGACUUUGGACAAAAAUUGACUUGAGUAGGUGUAAGGCUAUUGUACCCCAGGCUCUCAGUGGCAUCAUCAAGAGGCAGCCAGUUAGCCUGGACCUCAGUUGGACCAACAUCUCCAAAAAACAACUGACAUGGCUCGUCAAUAGACUGCCAGGACUGAAAGACCUCCUCCUCGCAGGCUGUUCCUGGUCUGCGGUCUCUGCCCUCAGCACCUCCAGCUGCCCCCUUCUCAGGACCCUUGAUCUUCGGUGGGCAGUGGGAAUCAAGGACCCACAAAUUCGGGACUUGCUGACUCCACCGGCUGAUAAACCAGGUCAGGACAAUCGCAGCAAGCUCCGGAACAUGACCGACUUCCGGCUGGCAGGCCUUGACAUCACGGAUGCCACGCUUCGCCUCAUCAUUCGCCACAUGCCCCUCCUUUCUCGACUCGACCUCAGUCACUGCAGCCACCUGACAGAUCAGUCCUCCAAUCUGCUCACCGCUGUCGGGUCUUCCACUCGCUACUCCCUCACAGAGCUCAACAUGGCAGGUUGCAAUAAAUUGACAGACCAGACCCUGAUCUACCUACGGCGCAUCGCCAAUGUCACCUUGAUUGACCUUCGAGGAUGUAAGCAGAUCACUCGAAAAGCCUGCGAGCACUUCAUCUCAGACUUGUCCAUCAACAGUCUCUACUGCCUGUCUGACGAGAAGCUGAUACAGAAGAUCAGCUAAAACACACGCAGCCCAGACUGAACAGGAAACCGAUCUUCCCCUGACUCCCCAGCCAGGAGAGCCUCUCUCCCCGACCCUGCACGGGCUCUGAGGCCAGCGUCACACUCCCUCUCUGCUCUCCUGUCCCUUGAGCCCUUUCCCUACAGGCUGGGCAGAGAGGGUGGUAGACACCAGGCUUACCUGCCUGCUCCUCUCCCUCCUAAGGAGAAAGGAGUAGCAGAUUGAUCCGAAUCCGAGGGGAAAGCACAGGCUGUGUGCUGUCAAGGUGCCUGCUCGCUUGCUCGCCUGCCCGCCCGCCUGCUCACUCCCCGGCCAGGAGGCCGGGCUCUCAGUUUGAGGUGUCUGUGCAACCGUCAUCUGUGCUGGGCCCUGGGGCCCUGCUCCCCAUCAUCCAUGGUCCCCAGCCGUGCCUGGUUCUGAGCAAAUCUCCAGGGAAGAAAGCGGCCCUGUCUCCAUGGCCAGGUUCUCCUUGUGGUGUCCAGUGCGUGUCUCUCCUCUGCCACACUCUCCCCGCAUAUGCAGGAGGGGCUAGCAGCCCCAGGAAGGCUAGACCCGUGCCCAUCAUACUGGUGCUGUUGAGGUGUCAAACCUCUCGUCCGUGUCCACGCCCUCCCCCUCCCUACAGCUCGAUCCUGUCCGAUGCUCGUGGUAGUUCACGUAAUGAGGUUACCCCACCCCAGACUUGCCCACUAGUCUCUAUGAGGUCCUUGUUGCACUUAUUGGGGUUGAAGCUCUUCAGAGGAGCCGGAACUGUGUACCCCAGGGACACCCCUGUUUUAUUGCUUCCUAGGCAGAUUCUGAGACCGGCACCAUCUCCUUGUUCCCCUCCCUCAUUAGCCUCCCACUGCCCUUCCCACGUGUUCCUCCUUCCUGCCUGGACAGGACUUUCCCAGGAUGCGUGUCCUCAGAGGGAGCAGCCGAUAUCCCCCAGCCGGGGAGAGCAGAGAGCUGGGCUCGGUCCCGUCUGCCUCCCAGCAGGCUCUGGGUCUCCAGUGGGUGUAGCCCCCGGAGCCCAGGCCGCCAGUUCGCCCCAGUGGCUCACUGAUCUGGCACCUUGUGGGGGGUAGGGGGUCCUGCUUUGAAGCCAGUCACCUGCCCUCUGCCUGCAGCCGUGGAAGGGGGUGUGCAUGUGCCUCUGUGUGUGUGGCUGAGUGUAUUACACGUGUGUGUGGAGGGAGGGAGGGGAGCGUGGUGUCUCCCACUCCACCGCCCUGUGUUGAGCCCCAUCAGCUGCCCCCUUUUACUUUGCAUUGAACGGCCUGUCCAAAGAUCCUCUCUCUAGGGCAGCAGAGAGCUUUUUGCACUUUAAAAAAAAAAAAAAAAAA
Molecule: messenger RNA, 4915 nt
Organism: Hyaena hyaena (striped hyena)
Lineage: Eukaryota; Metazoa; Chordata; Mammalia; Carnivora; Hyaenidae
Gene: KDM2A
Product: lysine demethylase 2A
Exons: 21
Coding region: 102-3590 (1162 amino acids)
Biological process (GO): regulation of transcription by RNA polymerase II; protein demethylation
Molecular function (GO): transcription coregulator activity; DNA binding; protein binding
Source: RefSeq, a predicted model, not a curated record